Messenger RNA from Suillus subaureus, 1005 nucleotides. RefSeq lists its product as uncharacterized. The transcript is spliced from 3 exons. The coding region runs from base 1 to 1005 and encodes 334 amino acids. NCBI's taxonomy places the organism in Eukaryota, Fungi, Basidiomycota, Agaricomycetes, Boletales, Suillaceae. The record is from RefSeq and is a predicted model, not a curated record.
AUGUGGCUGCGACCCACCUCUUCUGACUCCGAUUGCAGUCAACGGCUCUUUGAGAGUGAGACUGCUCUCCUCCGCUGGUUUUCCUCACACUCCGCGGUGCCCGCGCCCCGUCUUUUGCAUAUCCUGCCAAGUAACACCGAGACCCCUCGGAAUGCUUUCGUCACGCAGGGUAUGACUGGUGAACACAUCAAAGACUUAUACCCGAUGCUGUCUUCAUGGGCAAAAGAGCAACUGGUGCGGUCAUAUGCGGAUUUCGCACUCAAGUUGUUCGACAUUGAUAUCCCACAAACGAUCGGCUCUAUCUCUGUCAUGAGUUCCACGGAUGAGCUCAUGGUAAUACCGCGGAUUUGCAGUGCUAAUCACGCCCAUGCCUCAAAGGUCUUUCCCACUUUGCAAAAAUACCUCGAAUACCUUUCCAUAUUGAAGAAAAGGCGAACAUUCACUUUAGACACAGGGGAAGAAAAUAGGUUCCGAGCGCAAGCAUCCAUAUCACAAUUAAUUGCGCACCUGCGGGGGCACUUGACCCAACUCGAUGAACGGUGUGUUCGUCGCAUGGUGCUGGCACACGACGGACUGGGAGACAUGAAUCUCAUGGUUGAUUCCUCCGGUAACAUCACUGGUAUCUUAGACUGGUGGAGGAAUUCGACAUUACCUGCUAUACUCGCUGCGGAUUAUCCCCCCUGGCUCAGAUAUGAUGGAAUUAACGACCCUCGAUUUGCUACUCCGAGGACAUCGUGGAUAGAAACACAGGAAGAAAGUGCAAGGCUGCGAAAAAUAUACCAGGGGGCUGUGAAAAGCAAUGACUUUUACUACACAGCACUAAUGCAAGGCGCUCAGUUACGGGCGGCUGUAGGUUGGGUAUUUGACAUCGAAGAUGACCCGUGCUGUGCAAGAAUGAGACAGUGGACGCUGAGCACUUUUGGUCCCCAAUUGGAAGCCCCUCAAAUGAUAGUCAGUGCAUCACUACAUAGCUGCUGGGUCUUUUAUCUGCUGUGCGGGGUCUAG